Messenger RNA from Galendromus occidentalis (western predatory mite), 381 nucleotides. RefSeq lists its product as uncharacterized. The transcript has a single exon. NCBI's taxonomy places the organism in Eukaryota, Metazoa, Arthropoda, Arachnida, Mesostigmata, Phytoseiidae. Bases 1 to 381 code for a protein of 126 amino acids. The record is from RefSeq and is a predicted model, not a curated record.
AUGAAGGCGGUCACGGGCAAAUCGUUGUUGCGGCCUGUUGCAACCCGGUGGAAAAGCCUUUACGACAGUUUGCGAGCUUUGGUCGAUCUCCGAGAGCUCAUCUACGAUCUGUCUGUCGAGUUGGACAUCCGGACGAUCUUGACUCCGAGCGACAUCUCGUAUAUCGAGGAGUAUCUGACAUGCGCCAAACCCAUUGCCGAUGCCCUCGAUAUACUCCAAGGUGUGGAGACUGCGUUUUACGGCGUGUUACUCCCGACCCUCCACGUGGUGAAACGUCAGUUGAACUCGUUGUCCCGAACUUCACUCCAGGACUGUCGACCGCUCGUCGAGGGAUACUUGCUGAGUGUCGGAAACCGCUUCGCAGAGGACUUCGACUGCUAG